UAACUGUGUAAAAUCCCUUAGCAAAUAGCUCUUUCAAGGUAGUUCCUAAAUGUGUUCUCUGUAGAUAGGUAAUUGUAAUUCCUCUUUGCAGCUGUGUUUUAAUUUGCUGUUGUCCCACGUGCGAUUUAAUUACCACGUAAGUUGCUGGCGAUAUUAAUACCUUUUUAAGUAGUAUAUACUCCUGAGGAGUUAAACUUUUUAAUACUUUGAAUUUUUCCUUUUUUUUUAACAAUUCUAAGUCUAUUUGAAUAAUGGAUACACGCAUCAAGAAAACGGCACAGUUGUUGGACAGCGAUCAGGGUUUGGAAAAAGCUGGGUUGACCAAGAAAUCCAGUCUGCAGGGUGUUCAUCCACCAUGGCAUGACUUUACUAUGUCGCAUCCAGGAUCAGAUAAUGGAUUGCUGGUCACACACAGCAGCAAGAUUCAUGAUAUGCUGAGAGUACAAAUGAAGGAAGUACAGUUUGAAAAGGUGCAAACCUCUGAAGAAUGGCUAAGAAACUACAGUUUAGAAUCCUUGCAAUUAACAUUAGAACAUCUGGUAGAUGAAGGCAAUAUUAUUUUGAAUUUAAGAAAUGGUGUUGAAGAGAUAGAGUUUCCAGAAGAGACUGUUAAAGAUUUUGAGUCCAGACUUUCUGAAGCGAUUGAACUUUACCAGCAGCGAAUUCAGUGGCUGUUGCAGGACAGCAGAAAGGUGUUUGGCCUUAUAAAAGGAACCAAAGUUGGACUUUUGGUUGAUGUGUCUCAUGUAAGCUGUAGACCUAGACUGCUGGAUUUUCAGAAAGAUCUUUUAUGCUUAAUAGAUGAGCAGCUAUGUUAUAAGAAGCAACUGUACUGCCUCUCAUUCAGUGCAGAAAUGUCAGCUCUGUGGGAGAGUCCAAAAAACAUCAAUGUUCAUGUGCUACAUGAAGCAAGACAGUGGAUAAAACAGCUGGAGCCUGGUCGAGGCUGCAAUUUACUGAAAGGCUUAAAACAUGUCUUUACGAUGAAAGAACUCAAUUCUCUGGUUCUUAUUUUAGGAAGCUGCCCUGAUCAGUCUUUGCAAAUUCUGUCUGACUAUGCUCAGCAGUGUAUGCUGGGGAGAAAACUACACCUUCAUGCUGUUACAUAUGAUUGCAGCAGUCCUUCUUCUCUUGCAGUUCUAAAGAACCUUGCAGAAGCUGUAAGAGGCCGUUAUCAUUGUUACUCUUCAAAAGGAGAGAGUUUUGAUAGCAGUGACUUUCAAUUGCUACUUCAGGAAUCCCAGAAGGCCAAGGAUCUACUUCGGAGCAUCAAGCAGACUUUCCAAAGAAGAAUUGGUGACUCACUUACUGGUAGAAUAGCAGAUGUUUCCACAGAAUUUGCAAGUACAGCACCUUGUAGCUUCUUCCCAAAGCCUCCAAAGCACGAAGGACUGUUAGUUAUUCAAACACCAUGCAUCCUGGCCAAAACCUCAAAAGAAUGGUUGAAGACAUAUGGAUUGAAAGCUAGAAAGUUAAACCUUUACCAAGUUCUGGCUCCUAAUGCUUUCUCUCCUGUGGAAGAAUUUGUACCCAUUCUUAGAAAAACAGUAUCAUCAACUCUACAUGAGAAAGCAAUGAUUCAGUUUGAAUGGUAUGAUGGAACUGUGAAAAAUAUCCAUGUUGACCUGCCAGUGUUGUACAACUAUCAGAAACUCCUUGUUAAAAUGGUAAGAAUCUAUGAGAAAAGAAUUGACUGGCUCUCUGUUGCUAGCAGAAGAAUAUGGGGAAGCAUUUGUGAAAGGAGGGUGGUUAUACUUGUUGAUGUAUCAGUGACAAACUCUAUGUACAUCAUCCAUAUCCAACAUUCUUUGCGACUUUUACUUGAAGAACAAAUGUCAAAUAAGGAUUGCUUCAAUAUUAUAGCAUUUGGGAGUGAUAUUGUGCCUUGGCAGCUGGAACUGGUUCCUUCCCAACCAGAAAACUUACAAAAGGCUUGGAGAUGGGUGUUAAGCCUGCAGUGCAAAGGGAGUAGAAAUCUCAUGAGUGCACUGAGGAGAGCUGUAGAAAUAGAUUUCAAAGACAAGGAUAAACACAAAUCACAAGGAAUUUACUUGCUGACUACUGGAACACCUGAUCAGGAAACACACACAAUCAGUGCUUAUGUGGCUGAGGUUUGCAGAGGUUUUGAUUUACAGCUUCAUGUCUGUUUGUUCAGUGUAAUGGAGGAGGUUGACUCUAAUGGGAUCAUUCCAGCUCGCUAUGCUAACCCAACUGAAACUGCAAUUGCUUUUAAAGAAAUAGUACAGAGAGCCAAUGGGAGAUUUCAUUGGUUUGGAGAAGCAGGUAUUUUUGAAAGUGAUGAUAUCACUGUUAUUGUGUCUGAAGUGGAAAAAGCAAACAAGUACUCCCAAAAGUGCGCAGUCCUAGUGGAAUCCUUAAAGCAACGUUCAGUAAAUCAGUCUGUUAAUACAUUUAUACCAGAAGGAGACCCAAACGUGCUUACAAAGAAAGAGAAAAGAAGGCCACAGAAGUUGCCAUCUCCUAAACCCACAGCCCUCAGUCUGGCUAGAAUGUAUAUUAAAGACAACCAUGGUGCAGAGAGAAAUGCUUCCAGAAGAGUACAGGCAUGGCGUCCUACUAGUGCCAAAGCAGAAAUUCCACCAGGUCCAGUAUACCAAAAGUAUCCAAAGGUAAUGUGCAUAGGAAGGUCUGUUCCCUCUGUUACAUUGCCAAACAAAGAGGAAAUCUGUUCAAGCAGAGAGUGGCUAUCCAAAUACAGUAUUAAAAAGCUUAAACUGGAAUUGCCCCGACUGCUGUUUGGUCCAGGCUGUACUCACCACCAGAAAACUCUGACAUCACUGCACAAGAAAGUGUCAGCAAAAUACUGCGCAGUCUUCCCUAGCGUGGAAAUUGAUGGAGUUGUGAAACAUGUGCAGUUUCAACCUAAAGAACUGGAAAUCUACACUGAACAACUGGAGAAAGUGUUGCAGCGAUAUAUAGAAAGAAUACAGUGGCUUCUGUCAGGUACUAGAAGCCGAAGAUUGUUUGGUACCAUUUUAGAAGCAAAUGUCUGUAUUUUGAUUGAUACAUCUGGUUCCAUGGACCCAUAUUUGCCACAUAUCACGAAAGAACUUACCACCCUUAUCUGGGAACAGCUGAGAAAAAAUAAAGUCAGGUUUAACUUGCUGAGAUUUGCUGAAAAUACAGAGACUUGGAAGGAGUGUCUUGUAGAGGCAACUGAUGAAACAUGUCACAGUGCUGUGCAGUGGGUGUCCACAUUCCACGCUCAUGGAAAUACAUGUACCCUUAUGGCUUUACAGAAGGGUCUCAGUUUCCAAGGUAUAGAGGCACUGUAUGUAUUGACUGAUGGAAAACCAGACACCAGCUACAGUCUGACUUUGACAGAAGUUGAAAGAUUGAGAAAGAAACAAGAUAUUAAAAUUCACACCAUUUCUUUUCACUGUGCAGACAGAGGAGCUAAUGAAUUUCUGAAGAAGCUUGCUUCCCAAACAGGAGGGCGCUACCACUGCAGUUUUGGAGAUGUGGAUGGACAAUUAGCAGCACACAGAAUGUUGGCAGAGGGAUUUGAUGAUGAAGAUGCUCCAGUUUUCCCUUACUUUGAAGGAGAUGAUUUAAAGAAGCUUAUUCAAGAAGUAGCAAAAGCUAGAGGUUUCUUAAAGCAGGCAAAAUCUUUGAGGUUAUUACUUCAAAAACGGAAUAUAAACCAAAAGGACAAUUCUGGCUUUUAAAAAAUGCUCAGGAUUAAAUUUUAGAUGAAGAAAAGAUGGAAGAGGUUUGGAGUGGUACCACUAGCCUGCUUCCUUUCAGAGUGUGCUUAAAGCUUACAGCUUCAAAAAGAAAAAGGGAAGAUGUAUUCUUUGUUGUCUCAACUUCUGGAAGAAGUUAUAGAUAAGUGCUGCUGACUUUGUAGGACUCAAAGUAAAUCAAGCCCUGAACACUAAGGGCUUAUGUUUAAACAUAUGUAGAGGAUAUUUUUCAAUAUAACUAAUGCAAAUUUUAAAAGUGCAUGUAUAUUUCUAAUAUAGUUAGUAGUUAUACAGGGUCACAGCUUUUGUUUCUCUUCUAUUCUGCUGCAUCAUACUAAUAAUUGCUUCAAUCAGUUGGUGGUAUGACCAAGAUAACUUUUUUGGCAGUUGGUUUGAGACUUCUUUGCUGGUGCUCAUUAUCCCUAACAGAUGGGACAGGUGGCUGUGAUACUAGAAAGAGAAUUCUUUGUGCUAGUUUUGCAUCAGAAGUUUAAGAAAUAACCUUAGUACAGAAAAAAGGCUUGGAAUGAACGUUUUUGCCACAGAAGUUUACUCAUGUUUAUUUCAACACAUUGUUCUUUGUGUUGGCAGUAGAGAAAGAUUUAGAGUUGGUAACUGAGAAAUCAUCAGACAUACAAAUAAGUAAUGUCUUGUUGCUGAUAAAGCCUGAUUAUGUUUGUAUAACCAGACACUGCCAGUCUUCUAAGCAAUUUUGUUAGGUUCCUAUAUGUUUCCUGUCCUAAAAAGAUAAACAAUGUUUGCUAGUACCAUGUAAGAAAAUGAAGUUUAAGCUAACUACAGUGAUAAAGCAUAUAUUUUUCUAGUUGAUUUACGAAUAUGAAAUACACUUUGCUUUUUUACUGAGAAACUCUGCAAUGACAGCUCAUUGCUAUUUUGUAGAUGUUUACUGUUGUCUUUCAGAGGGUUAAGAGUUCAUCUCAGUUGUUUAAUAUAUGUAAUACUUAAUAAAAAUGGAUUCAGACUGCAAAAUUCAGACACUUGAUCUGAAUUUGUUCAGGAGCCAUUUGCAUGUCUGAGUGCCAGCUGAUGGGAAUGACUGGAUAUACCUUCAUAUGGGAGAUAUCUUUUAUGUCACUCCAUCUGUUUUGUCUCCAUAAGGAAUUCAAAAUUUUCUACCAUAAAAGCCUCUUUUUAGUGUUGUAUGCUCUGCAGCAGCUGACUCCCACUUUCUGUGCUAG
Neopsephotus bourkii (Bourke's parrot) is the source of this 4906-nucleotide messenger RNA. It is a transcript of the gene VWA3A, whose product is annotated as von Willebrand factor A domain containing 3A. The coding region runs from base 252 to 3689 and encodes 1145 amino acids. The transcript has 32 exons. The record is from RefSeq and is a predicted model, not a curated record. Lineage: Eukaryota; Metazoa; Chordata; Aves; Psittaciformes; Psittacidae.